AUGCCUAUGCCGGAACCUAUAAUCCCAAAAAAGAACAAUUUACUUUCACCAUAUUCUACUUUCUCGGCAUCAUCACCGUCAUUACCUUUAUCAUCUUCGCCAUCUUAUCCACCCUCACCAUCUUCGCCAUCUUAUCCACCUUCACAACAACAACCAUAUUAUAAUUAUCAACAAAAUAAUUUUCCCGGGACAUCUCCUAUAAUAUCUCCUACAAUUAAUACAAGUACUCCACCAUCACCAAUAAUCCAACCCCUCUCACAACUCCAUCCAAUGCAGCACCAACAACCACAAUUUUAUAAUUAUUAUAAUUAUCAACAGAACAAUGAAUCAGCUACUCCACUAAUAUCAACACCAUCUCCGGCAUCUCAUAAACAGCAAGAACAACAACCUAAAAUUGUAAAGCCUAGUUCAUUAUCGCCUAAACGGCGACCACCACCACCACCUCUGCCGCUAAAAAAAAAUACACAAAAUUGUCAAAAAUCAACUAAUCCAAAAAAAAAACCCACAAAACCACCAAUAUGGAAAUAG
Molecule: messenger RNA, 528 nt
Organism: Entrophospora sp. SA101
Lineage: Eukaryota; Fungi; Glomeromycota; Glomeromycetes; Entrophosporales; Entrophosporaceae
Source: the annotation of a GenBank genome assembly